This is a messenger RNA of Oncorhynchus tshawytscha (Chinook salmon), 4915 nucleotides long. Its product is annotated as catenin alpha-2. The transcript is spliced from 18 exons. Lineage: Eukaryota; Metazoa; Chordata; Actinopteri; Salmoniformes; Salmonidae. The record is from RefSeq and is a predicted model, not a curated record. The coding region runs from base 290 to 3007 and encodes 905 amino acids. Gene Ontology annotation, cellular component: catenin complex; adherens junction; actin cytoskeleton. Gene Ontology annotation, molecular function: structural molecule activity; cadherin binding; actin filament binding. Gene Ontology annotation, biological process: cell-cell adhesion; cell migration.
CAGAGCGCACGAUCAGCACCUGUCCUCCUCUGUGGCUGUGGCUUCAGCGGUGGGAGUGGUCAUUAUUUGGCAGGGAGCGGCGGCAGAAUUUCCUAGACACCGACAGCCGCGCGUGCCGUGCACCCGUUCAGAUUCAGCACUAUUCUGAAGGGAAAGCGCACGGAUUUAGGCGAUUCAACCGAAGGAACGAGACCGAGAAGGCAGUAUAUUGUAGGAAUACACAGUAAAACAACACACUAUACAUCAUUUUUUUGGUUGAGAUACAAGAGCUGUCAUCAAACCAGAGACCAUGACCACCGCUACGUCCCCCAUCCUGUUGAAGUGGGACCCCAAGAGUCUGGAGAUCCGCACCCUGACUGUGGAGCGGCUGCUGGAGCCCCUGGUCACACAGGUGACCACCCUGGUGAACACCAGCAACAAAGGGCCCAGCAGUAAAAAGAAGGGGCGCUCCAAGAAGGCCCACGUGCUGGCCCUGUCCGUGGAGCAGGCCACGCAGAACUUCCUGGAGAAGGGCGAGCAGAUCGCCAAGAACAGCCACGAUCUCAAGGAGGAGCUCAUCCUCGCCGUGGAGGACGUCCGCAAGCAAGGCGAUUCAAUGCGCGUGGCCUCCCAGGAGUUUGCUGACGACCCUUGCUCCUCAGUGAAGCGAGGCACCAUGGUGAGGGCUGCCCGCGCCCUGCUCUCCGCCGUCACCCGCCUGCUCAUCCUCGCCGACAUGGCCGAUGUCAUGAGGUUGCUGGCCCACCUGAAAAUCGUGGAGGAGGCCCUGGAGGCAGUGAAGAAUGCCACCAACGAGCAGGACCUUGCCAACCGCUUCAAAGAGUUUGGCAAGGAGAUGGUGAAGCUCAACUAUGUGGCUGCCCGCAGACAGCAGGAGCUGAAAGACCCCCAGUGCCGGGACGAAAUGGCGGCUGCGCGCGGCGCCCUGAAGAAGAACGCCACCAUGCUCUACACGGCCUCGCAGGCCUUCCUGCGCCACCCGGACGUGGCGGCCACGCGCGCCAACCGCGACUACGUCUUCAAGCAGGUGCAGGAGGCCAUCGGGGGCAUCAGCAGUGCCGCUCAGGCCACCUCACCCGGCGACGAGAAGCACGGCCACGCUGGCAUCGGCGAGCUGGCCGCGGCCCUCAACGAGUUUGACAACAAGAUCAUCCUGGACCCGCUGACGUUCAGCGAGGCCCGUUUCCGCCCCUCCCUGGAGGAGCGCCUGGAGAGCAUCAUCAGCGGCGCCGCCCUCAUGGCCGACUCGUCCUGCACCCGCGACGACCGCCGCGAGCGCAUCGUGGCCGAGUGCAACGCUGUCCGGCAGGCCCUGCAAGACCUGCUGAGCGAGUACAUGAACAAUACUGGCAGGAAAGAGAAAGGAGACCCGCUGAACUCUGCCAUCGACAAGAUGACCAAGAAGACCAGGGAUCUGCGCAGACAGUUGAGGAAGGCGGUGAUGGACCACAUCUCCGACUCGUUCCUGGAGACCAACGUGCCGCUGCUGGUGCUCAUCGAGGCGGCCAAGAGUGGCAACGAGAAGGAGGUCAAGGAGUAUGCGCAGGUGUUCCGGGAGCACGCCAACAAGCUGGUCGAGGUGGCUAACCUGGCCUGCUCCAUCUCCAACAACGAGGAGGGUGUGAAGCUGGUGCGCAUGGCCGCCACCCAGAUCGACAGCCUCUGCCCACAGGUGAUCAACGCGGCCCUCACCCUGGCUGCUCGGCCCCAGAGCAAGGUUGCCCAGGACAACAUGGAUGUGUUCAAGGACCAAUGGGAGAAGCAGGUGCGCAUCCUCACCGAGGCCGUCGACGAUAUCACUUCUGUGGAUGACUUCCUGUCCGUGUCAGAAAACCACAUUCUGGAGGAUGUGAACAAGUGCGUGAUUGCCCUGCAGGAAGGCGACGUGGACACCCUGGACCGCACGGCGGGCGCCAUCAGGGGUCGGGCGGCCCGCGUCGUUCACAUCAUCAAUGCGGAGAUGGAGAACUACGAGCCAGGUGUUUACACCGAGCGCGUUCUGGAGUCUAUCAAGCUGCUGUCUGAGACCGUCAUGCCCCGUUUCGCUGAACAAGUGGAGGUGGCCAUUGAGGCGCUGAGCACAAACCCCCCACAGCCCUUCGAGGAGAACGAAUUCAUCGACGCGUCCCGCCUGGUCUACGACGGCGUGCGUGACAUACGGAAAGCCGUUCUUAUGAUCAGGACACCUGAGGAGCUGGAGGAUGACUCAGACUUUGAGCAGGAGGACUACGACGCCCGCAGCAGGACCAGUGUCCAGACAGAGGACGACCAGCUCAUCGCCGGACAGAGCGCCAGGGCCAUCAUGGCCCAGCUGCCUCAGGAGGAGAAGGCGAAGAUCGCCGAGCAGGUGGAGAGCUUCCGGCAGGAGAAGUGCAAGCUGGACGCCGAAGUGGCCAAGUGGGACGACAAUGGCAACGACAUCAUUGUCCUUGCCAAGCAGAUGUGCAUGAUCAUGAUGGAGAUGACGGACUUCACCAGAGGCAAAGGGCCCCUGAAGAACUCCUCUGAUGUCAUCAACGCCGCCAAGAAGAUUGCAGAGGCAGGCUCCAGGAUGGACAAACUGGCCCGCGCCGUCGCCGACCAGUGCCCUGACUCGGCCUGCAAGCAGGACCUGCUGGCCUACCUGCAGAGAAUCGCCCUGUACUGCCACCAGCUCAACAUCUGUAGCAAGGUCAAGGCCGAGGUCCAGAACCUGGGAGGAGAGCUCAUCGUCUCUGGGCUGGACAGCGCCACCUCCCUGAUCCAGGCGGCCAAGAACCUGAUGAACGCUGUGGUGCUCACAGUCAAGGCCAGCUACGUGGCGUCCACCAAGUACGCCAAGGUGUACGGCGCCGCCGCCGUCAACUCGCCUGUGGUCAGCUGGCGCAUGAAGGCGCCCGAGAAGAAGCCCUUGGUGAAGCGGGAGAAGCCCGAGGAGUGUCAAACGCGCGUUCGACGGGGCUCGCAGAAGAAGCACAUCUCGCCCGUCCAGGCCCUCAGCGAGUUCAAGGCCAUGGACUCCUUCUAAAGAUGGCCGCCGCCACGGCGUAUGUCACUGGAACCAAGAAAAACAACACCGACAACGAGAAGUUUAAGGAAACUCCCAUCUUUCUUUGUGUUAAUUUGUUUCUUUCGGGUGAGAGGAGUUACGCUGAUAAUAACAACGCCUCCUUUCCCCCUUUUUGAGUGAAGGGUCGAUGGAAAAAAAACCUGCCUGGAGGACUUUGCUAACCCGCCACCUGUACUGAACUACAGCUCCCAUGAACGCUUUGGGCUUCUCGGCCAAUGGGGAGCCAGCGCGCUCCCACCCAUAUUUAUUACUAUUAUAACUACUGUAGCUUAACCGUGUGAGAGCCAAAUGUGUGACACUAAAAACAAAAACUUACUCAAAAAAGGGAGAUGAAAAGUUCAAAACAAAACAUAUCAGAAGAGCAGCACCUAAAAUGACUAAAUUGCCAUCAAUAUUAUUGCUAUAUCAUUACUAUCGUGGUACUGCCUGGCUGCUCGUACACACAUUAACUGCCUGAAUGGGAAUGAUGAAUGGCACAGUAGUGAAAUCUCUGUAAUAAGAGGAUUGAUCUAUCGAGGUUGAUAAACUUUGGGCGGCAUUUUCGUGGUGCAAAAAGAGCACAGGUUUGUGCAAAAAUGACUGUCAACCUCUAUAUAAAUCAGGCAGGGAAACUUCACUUGAAACUUUUCAUCAACAAUGUGCAUUUAUAAGGAGGCGAUUGAACUAGAGUUUAGUUUACUGAGUAAUGCAUGAAGUCACCUCCUCAUAACACAUCGAUGAAACGCUUCAACUUAAAACCACCCUGCCUGAUUAUGAAGAGGUUUACAGUAUUUCCCCCACAGAUUCUGUGCUUUUUUUUGUACAACACAAAUGUCAAUAUUCCCAUCCUAACUUAAUCUGUUGUAUUUUUCCCCGGUUUGAACGAUACCUUACCUGUAGAGCUAGGAUUAACUUAUGUUUAAGGUAACUGAAAGUGUUUGGCAUCCAAGUCAUUUGUUUCUUUGUUCCUUCCCGACCCGGUGUUCCUGAACAAUGCAUACACUUCAUGGUCCUAUGGUAUUGCCUUUUUAAAAAUCAAUUUCUCAUGAUGAUAUCAGUAACUGUAUCGCAGCCUGAUUGGAUUAUUGUGUAGAGUGUAAUAGUAGACACGGAGAGGUAUGACUAGUUGUGGUUUCCUCCGAGAAUAUUUGGCUGCGUUUAGACAAGGCAGCCCAAUAAUGAUAUAUAUUUUUUUACUAAUUUGUCUUUUAAUCAAUCAGUUCAGCUCUGAAAAAGAUCUGAUGUGAUUGGUCAAAAGUUAAGUUACUGGAAAAAAAUACCAGAAUUGGGGUGCCUGUCUAAAUGAAGCCAUAGAGUCCUACAAACAUACAUACAUUCAGGUAACUGCCAAAAUAAUGGAAACACUUGAGUAAAUGAGGGAUAUAAAGUUCAUUAAAAGGAGGUGCUUCCACACAGGUGUAGUUCCUGAGAUAAUUAAUCAAUUGACAUCCCAGCAGGGUUAUGUGUAAAAAUGUUGGGCAGGACAUUAUUUGGGCUACCAUGGCUCCCAUAGGAUGACAAUGCCAUCCACAUGGCAUGAAUGGCCAUGGAAUGGUUUGAUGAGCAUGAAAAUGAUGUUAACCAUCUGUCACCAGAUCUCAACCCAAUUGAACACUGAUGGGAGAUUCUGGAGCAGAGGUUUCCACCACCAUCAACAAAACGCCAAAUGAUGGAAUUGGGUUGCAUCCCUCCAAUCGAGUUCCAGACACAGAAUCUAUUCUAAUUGAAUUUGUUCUGGCUCGUGGUGGCCCAAUGACCAAUUAAGACACUUGCUGUUGGUGUUUCCAUUAUAUUGACAGUGACCUGUACAUACUUACAUACAGUUGAAGUCGGAAGUUUACAUACACCUUAGCCAAAUACAUUUCAACUCAGUUUUUCACAAUUCCU